AUGAUCAAUAAAUUCUCAUUAAAAUUUAAAGAUAAGGAUUUGGAAUCACUAUACCAAACAUUCAUGCUAGAGAAAAUAUAGUAUCCAGUAUUUAUGGUUUUAGGGAUUUUUUCUAUCGUGAUAUUAGGAAUCAAGAAUAUUGAUGGCUUGAUAAAUAAUAAUCAGAGCCAAUUUAUACUUAAAAUAGUUGGAUUUUGCGUAUUUCUUGUAGUCAGCAUCAUCAGCUUUUGCUAUAAAAAAUUUACUAGAAUUGGUUUUUAUGUUAUCAACCAUUUCUUAAUGUUAUACUAAAUAAACUAAAGGGAGAACGUUGUGUAACAUACAUAUCUUUUUGGUUAAAACUAAAUGUUUGUACAUUCGGUAGUAAUGUUAGUGAGUGAUUUUCCAGAUGGAAUAAUUACAAACUUCACUUGGACGGUUAUUAGAAUGACAAUCGCCAAUACAUUAGAUACAAAUCUGGACUAUCAAGAUCAAAUAUACUCGGUUGCAGUUUUCUUUUGUCUUUGUCUUUGUAUAUACAUCAAAAAUGUGCAUUUACGAAAGGCAUAUAUGUUCUCAAUUAGAGACAGUUCAUGGGGUAUUAAUUUAUAAUAACCUAACUUAAAGAGGUUUUAUUACCUUAACUUAUAUCGAAGCCGACAUUCAUAUUCACUUGCAACGAAGAGAAAUAACAGUUUUAGAUUUCUAGAAUGAUUCAAAUGCACUUUCUGAUGAAUGUAGAGAAUCCUUUGUUGCACUUCUUAAGAAACACGAGAAUAGGUAAUAAGACAUUAGAAUAAUAUAUAUGGGACAAGACUAAAUAAAGGUAAAAUACUUCAAUCAGGUACACAAUCGAAAACCUCAGCGUUCAUUACAACAAGAAAUAAUAACAAAUUACAUUCUCUGAGUGCCAUUUAGACACAGUCACAUUUAUACUUGUGAUCGACUCAGAAGACAAAGGAUUCAUUGAAUUGAGAAAAAAGCAGUAAAACAUUUAGGAACAACAUACAAAUCAAAUUCUGAAGGUGUUUAAAAGUCAGUAAAAUAUUCUUAGGAAAGGGUUGAAAGAGAAGAGUUUUGAUUUAUUUUUUGACUUAAACAUAGCAAUGGUAUAAAUGAUUUAAAGAUGCUAAUUGAAUAAGAGUUGCUUGAAAUUAGUAAAUCUAACGAAUUUGCUCGAUUAUAUAAUAAAAUAAUUUUAGUAAACAGAAAGAUUUGAAUACGAUUUCUAGUGCAAUUAAAAUAUCUUAUUGUUAACAAUCUAACCUUUAUUGAUUUCAUAUUUACUAUAUUUAUUUUAGAACAUGAGGCAAUUCAACCAUAUUAUGAUAGAUUUAUCCAGAAUAAAUGGUCAAAUAUAGCUUCAAAUAUUGGGAUAGAUUUAGAAGGAGAUGGAUUCAUUUUAUGAAGAGGUAGAAAAAAUCUUAAUAAAAAAAAAAAUAUUAAUACAACCCUGUAAUUAUAUUUCGUAUAUCUAGGUACUAUAUUGAUAUUCAAUGAAUCUCCAAUGUUAUCCUUUAAUUCUACUAUAAUUCCGCAGUGUUAUAUUUGA
Messenger RNA from Paramecium octaurelia, 1531 nucleotides. NCBI's taxonomy places the organism in Eukaryota, Ciliophora, Oligohymenophorea, Peniculida, Parameciidae. The record is from the annotation of a GenBank genome assembly.